Molecule: messenger RNA, 5638 nt
Organism: Anguilla rostrata (American eel)
Lineage: Eukaryota; Metazoa; Chordata; Actinopteri; Anguilliformes; Anguillidae
Product: protein phosphatase 1 regulatory subunit 12A
Exons: 24
Coding region: 129-2789 (886 amino acids)
Biological process (GO): signal transduction
Cellular component (GO): cytoplasm
Molecular function (GO): protein kinase binding; phosphatase regulator activity; enzyme inhibitor activity
Source: RefSeq, a predicted model, not a curated record
UAGUCUCACAGUUCCGUGCGUUUUGUGUAUGAGACCGUUUCCGCCAGGGGGCGAAAUUCGGCGCAUCGGAUCACUCUUUCACUCUCCCCCGACUAGAAGUUGUAUCUACCCGGGAGAGAGUGAGGAAGAUGGCGGCGGAUGAUCGCUCCCGGUCCGAAGCUGCUCGGCAGCGACGGCAUGACCAGCUCCAGCGAUGGAUGGGGUCCGAAACUGACCGAACAGUCCCAGAAAUACGGGAACGGCCUGUGAGCAACGAGGGGCGGCGGGCUAGGGUUCGCUUCACCCAGGGCGCUGUGUUCAUGGCUGCCUGCUCGGCCGGAGACCGGGAGGAGGUGGCUGCAUUGCUACGCCAAGGAGCCGACAUCAACCAUGCCAACAUAGACGGACUGACAGCAUUGCAUCAGGCCUGCAUCGAUGAGAAUGCGGAGAUGGUGCAGUUCCUGGUGGAGAGCGGCAGCGACGUGAACCGAGGAGACAACGAGGGCUGGACCCCGCUGCACGCGGCGGCCUCCUGCGGCUUCCUGCAGAUCACUAAGUACCUGAUCGAGCAUGGCGCGCGGGUGGGGGUGGUGAACAGCGAAGGAGAGCUCCCUCUGGACGUGGCCACGGAGGACGCGAUGUCAAGACUCCUGAAGGAGGAGAUCAAGAAGCAGGCUGUGGAUGUGGAUAGUGCCAGGCGAGAGGAGGAGAGGGUGAUGCUGCAGGACGCCAUGGCGGUUUUGGGUGGGCGUGCCACCCUGACCCCCCACCCUAACACCGGAGCAACUGCGCUCCAUGUGGCAGUUGCCAAGGGCUACAUCCAGGUCAUGAAGGUGCUGCUGCAGUGUGGGUUAGAUGUGGACAGCAGGGACUGUGACGGUUGGACCCCCCUCCACGCCGCGGCGCACUGGGGUCAGGAGGAGGCCUGCAGCCUGCUGGCCGAUAACAUGUGUGACAUGGGGGCUGUCAACAAAGUGGGACAGACCCCCCUGGACGUAGCUGAUGAGAAUUUGGUCGACAGCCUGGAGGAGCUAAUGAAGAAACAGAAAGCUUUGCGUACAGAGAAGCAGAAGCAGAGCCCCAUCAUCGAAAUCAAUCCCCCCGUCACCGUGGCACCAGUGCGCACCAGGAAGACUUCAAUAUCUCGUAUGAGCAGCAAGGAGAAGAUCAGCCUUCACGAGAGGGAGCGCCACGCCCCCCCCGCCCUGCAGAGCAGCCCUGCCGAGGAGGAAGAGGAGGGACAGACGGGCCCCCAGGGGCCACCCGGGGCCUCCCACAGCUCGAGCUCCGAGGAGGAGAGCGAAUCGGAGAGCGACGGAGAGUCAGAAAAAAUGAAAACGCGAGAAAUCAUCAACAACCUGAACAACAAGCGCAACAGCUCCGCCCCCCCUGCCAGCACCACGGCAACCAGCGCAGCAGGAACUGUGGGUAAAAAGUCGGACCCUGGCAGGCCCCCGGCCCCUGAGGGCCCGGAGUCCAGUAGGAUGUCUCUGCGUAAGGCGGGGAGUUUUGGGGCCCUGAGUACCACAGGGGCCCUGGCCCCCGGGUCUGAGCGCAGCCCGAUCGCGCGCAUGAUGCGCUGGCCAGUCCGACUCAGCUGGAGUCGACCCAGGGAGCCAAGGUUGGCUCGAGUUCCUCCUACUCCAACACGCCGACUCUUCACCAUUGCAGACCUUAAUAAUCCAGACCUCUCCAGCAGUGGGCUAACUCGUAGCUCCUCCUAUACACGACGCCUGAACAGCCAAACAGGAAGUGAUCUGACAAGCCAAGCCCCCAGCAUGACCCGCAGCUCCUCUUACGGACGGAAACUAGAUGAACCUGCAGUUACCUCCGUAACCACGGGACCCACUUCUGCUCUCAGCCGCCUCAACAGCCUCACAUCACAGAGGCUUGCUCAGGAUCAGCUGGAAAAGAAGGAACCGGAAUCCUCGACCACCUCAAAUUCUGUCACCACGGCAACCAGCGAGUUGGAAUCCAAGCAGAGGCGCAAGUCGUACCUGACCCCGGUUCGGGACGAGGAGGCGGAGGCUCAGCGGAGGGCUCGCUCCCGGCACGCCCGGCAGUCCCGCAGGUCCACUCAGGGGGUGACGCUCACAGACCUGCAAGAGGCUGAGAAGAUGAAGACGGAGCAGAAGGAGAGAGAGAAGAAGAAGGAGGACGAGGACAGGGACGCGAGACAGAGGAAGGGAGACGAGGGGGAGGUGAGCUGGAGGUCCCGAAUUGCAAACCUGCAGAAAUCGGACCUCCUGGGCCUGACCAGCCCCCCGGGGGCCCCCCGCGCCCCCGCAGCGGAGGGGAGAGGUACUGAGCCUGCGGACGGAGAGGACCGGGAGAGGAGGAGGCUGCGGACUCGCAGGAGAGGAGCUCACAGGACCGAAGAGAGCGACGAUAAUGAACCGAGCGGGGAGGAUGAAGGGGUCGCGGGGGGACAGGCAAACAGGUACACCAGCAGGUCUGAUGUGUCCUGUAAUGAUCGCAUCAUCGGCAGAGGAUCAGAAACAAAGGACUACAAGAAGCUGUUUGAUGAGGUCUCUCGGGAGAACGGGCAGCUGCAGGCCCAGCUUCAGGACACCCUGCGCACAGUAUCCCAAACCCGCAUGGAUCUGGACAAGGCUACGCAGAGACAGGAGCGCUUCAGCGACUGCUCCGCCCUCCUGGAGCUGGAGAAGAAGGAGCGGCGAAUCCUAGAGCGGCGUGUAGCGGAACUGGAGGAGGAGCUAAAGGUGCUGGGUGACCUGCGGGCUGAUAACCAGCGCCUGAAAGAUGAGAACGGAGCCCUGAUCCGCGUCAUCAGCAAGCUGUCUAAAUAAACGCAGGAGGGGAGAGAGGGAGCGUUCCCCUCCUCUGCCUCCCUCCCUCUCUCCGCGCCCCCGGCUCCUACCUAGUGCCAAAGAAAGGAGAGAAUAACGGAAGAAUGUCACACUGCCCCACCACCACCACCGCCACCACCCCACCUCCCCCGGUCCUCUGUCGCAGCCGGUCGCCGUGGCAACAGCACGUCUUGUGGUCCACAGUCCGGAAGGGCCACCCAGUCCGGUCUCCAGGUUCACGGCGUUCUGCUGAAAAAAGAGAACGAAGAGACGGACAGAACGCACACGUACAGACCCAGCACUGAGGGCGUACUCACACAUAGUCACACACUCACACACACUCUCUCACACAUGUACAGACCCAGCACUGAGAGCGUACUCACACAGUCACACACUCACACACACUCUCACACGUACAGACCCAGCACUGAGAGCGUACUCACACAUAGUCACACACUCACACACUCUCUCACACGUACAGGCCCAGCACUGAGAGCGUACUCACACAUAGUCACACACUCUCUCACACGUACAGACCCAGCACUGAGGGCGUACUCACACAUAGUCACACACUCACACACACUCUCUCACACAUGUACAGACCCAGCACUGAGAGCGUACUCACACAUACUCACACACUCUCUCACACGUACAGACCCAGCACUGAGGGCGUACUCACACAUAGUCACACACUCACACACUCUCUCACACGUACAGGCCCAGCACUGAGGGCGUACUCACACAUAGUCACACACUCUCUCUCGCACAUGUACAGACCCAGCACUGAGGGCGUACUCACACAUAGUCACACACUCUCUCUCACACACGUACAGACCCAGCACUGAGGCGUACUCACACAUAGUCCCUCACACUCUCUCUCUCACACGUACAGACCCAGCACUGAGGGCGUACUCACACAUAGUCACACACUCACACACACUCUCACACGUACAGGCCCAGCACUGAGGGCGUACUCACACAUAGUCACACACUCACACACACUCUCUCACACAUGUACAGACCCAGCACUGAGGGCGUACUCACACAGUCACAUACUCACACACUCUCUCUCACACAUGUACAGACCCAGCACUGAGAGCGUACUCACACAGUCACACACUCUCUCACACAUGUACAGACCCAGUACUGAGAGCGUACUCACACAGUCACACAUUCACACACACACUCACACACUCUCUCACACAUAGCGGCAUCCAUAUACAGAGUACACCUGUAAAUACACACUCACAACCGCACGUUCACUCUCUCACACACACACACACUCACAGACACACACACUCAAACACUCACUCACUCACACACACACACACACUCACUCACAUACACGCACACUCAAACACUCACUCUCACACUCACGCACUCACUCACACACAUAUACGCAGAUGCACUCAGAAACACGCAUAUGAACAACCACACAUUCACACCUGAGACAGCACACACAGCCCCGUGACCACACACAUAUACAUUCCCUUCGUGAAGGACCACAAGCACACCGGCGACCGUAAGGACAGACACACCUGUGACCACAAGCACACCUGCGACCAUACAGACACACCUGUGACCACAAGUACACCUGCGACCAUACAGACACACCCGUGACCACAAGUAUAUCUGCAACCCUAAGUACAGACACCGGAGACUGCUGGUACACCUGUGACCGUAAGGACAGACACACCUGUGACCACAAGCACACCUGCGACCAUACAGACACACCUGUGACCACAAGUAUAUCUGCAACCCUAAGUACAGACACCGGAGACUGCUGAUGCACCUGUGACCGUAAGGACAGACACACCUGUGACCACAAUCACCCCUGCGACCAUACAGACACACCUGUGACCACAAGUACACCUGUGACCGUAAGUACAGACACCGGGGACCACUGGUACACCUGAGACCAUACAAACACACCCAAGAGCAUACAAACAAGCACACCUUAGACCACAAGUACACUCCAUGUGAAGGACCACAUCUCACACGCCCGUACAGCCUGGACCAAUCACGAGGGUACUUUCCCACCUGACACACCUCUUAACUGUCCAGUCACAACCACACUCCACCCUUCUGUGUGAUCACUAGCAAAUUUCACUCACCUGUCCAAUCACAACCACAUUCUACCCACCUGUCCAAUCACCACUCCACCAACCUGUCCAAUCACAACCACACUCCACCCAUUUGUUUGAUCACAAGCACAUUUCACUCACCUGUCCAAUCACAACCACACUCUACCCACCUGUCCAAUCACAACCACACUCCACCCACCUGUCCAAUCACCACACUUCACCAACCUGUCCAAUCGCAACCACACUCUACCCAUCUGUGUAAUCACAAAUGCACUCUGCAUGGCAGUCCAGGCUCAUACACACUCCGUACUCACACUUAGUCCAAUAAGAAUGUCCAUUCCACCCUUCCACACCCACCUCUGUGACAUCACAGGAGCAAAUCAAUCAUUCCCCCUCCCUCUAUAGUCAAAGGUUGAAGGUCAAAGGUCAAUGCACAGUAUACAAGUGGCUGUUUUGUAUGACACUAAUAUGCAAAUGAUUAUUUUAAUUACUGUUGUUAUUAUGAUAAUGGUUAUUAUUGAUAUUAUGGUAUUGAUGUUUUUGUUUUAUUUUUUACAUUGCAAUUGUCCAUUCCUUCCAGGGAAACACGUGUAUAUGGAUAUAUAUGCAUAUGAAUAUAUAUGUGUACAAAUAUUACUAUUCAUUUGAAGCAGUAAUCUCGUGAGAUUAAAUAAUUAUUAUUGUCACACCCUUGUCGCUCACAUGUUGUUUUAUAAUAUAUUAAACCAAUGUCAGCACUUGAUAAUAAAGUUGUGUGUGUUUGUA